CAGCCCUAGCACCGGGCGGCCAUGGGGCGGGGCUCUUGGGCUCAGGCGACGUGGCCAGACCAGGCCGCGGAGAAGGCGCUCGCGUGGGCUGGGGCCGGCCUUCCUUAGGGGAAGCUGGCAUCGGGCCGGGAUGGAGAGGCUGGCUCGGCCACCCCGGCCAGGAGGCAUCCACGGAAUGUGGCGGCUCAGCACUCGCCCCCUCGGUAAUUCCCUACGGGAGCGACGAGGAGGAAAGAGACGGUCCCCAAGCCCUGGACGGUCGUGCCUCGGUUUUCUGAGUGGCGAGAUUGGGGACCCUUCCUCCUCCAAGUUGCAGACGUAAGGUCGAGCACACCUGGGGCCGCAGGCCCGGGAGGUCGCGGCCACAUCCGGAGCGACGCGCCUGAGUCACCCUCGCGACCCCACCCCCACUUGCGUCCGCCCGUCCAGCCCGUCCGCCCAGUGUCUCCAGUUCGCCACUCUCGGCUCCCACCUCCACCCGAGCCGCGCGAGCCCCGCGGGGGCGGGGGGCGGGCCAAGGGGGUGGGGCUGUCUCUUAAAGGGUCCCCGGCCACUGCCCUUAGGCCACUUCCUGGGAGCGGAGAGGACUUCAGCUGCUGCUGCGACACCCCCGUAAGGCAGCGGCUCCCUGGUUCCUAGACUCCCGGCCGCUUCCCUGAAGAGUCCUCGGACCCUGGCAGCUUGGACUGAGCGUGCAUCCUCGCUCCCUAACCGAUACAAAGGCACCUCCACCAUCAGCUCCAGGCAGCCCAACCUCCGUCUCCUGGGACCCGCACCGGAGUCAGGCCAACGCCAGGCCUCUGACUGACUCCCGGAACACUGGGUGGACUCUCCCACGGCGACAGCGAUCUGCCCAAGAACUCGGAAGUUGGACCCUUCAAAGAAUCGGCCUUGUGCUCGCCACCGUCACCUGCUGGUUGGAUUCCGGAAACCCACUGUCUGGAGAUCGCAGAAAGGAAUCGUUGAUCACCCAGAAUCGGAUGCGUCUGGACCUAAAACUCCCUUCCCUCUUGGUCUUCCCUGUGCUCUUUUCAUCCGUUCUCCCAACCUUUCAGGCGUCUCUGUGUCAGAAACCAUCCCCCACCCCCAAGGUAGCUGGGUGAGCCCCAAGUCUUGCUGCCUUGUACUCCAAUCGGUGCCUCCAGCUUAGAGUCUGAAUUUUACAAUUCAAUUCUGCACACACCCAGGAAAUUCUGCCCUUUCUUCUCUUUUGGUGUCUCUAGUACGCCCCAAAAUUUCCCCUCCUCCUGUGCCCUCUUCGCCCCCCUCCUUUGGGGGCCCUGUGACCCUGAAUGUGGGGGGCACACUAUAUUCCACAACUGUGGAGACCCUGACUCGCUUCCCAGACUCCAUGCUGGGGGCCAUGUUUAGGACUGGCACCCCUAUGUCCCCCAACCUCAACCCCCAGGGAGGCGGCCACUACUUCAUCGACAGAGAUGGCAAGGCUUUCCGGCACAUUCUCAAUUUCCUGCGGCUGGGCCGCCUGGACCUUCCCCUUGGGUAUGGGGAGACAGCACUUCUUAGGGCAGAGGCCGACUUCUACCAGAUCCGGCCCCUCCUAGAUGCCCUGCGGGAACUGGAGGCCUCUCGGAGGACCCCUGCACCCACAGCUGCCCUGCUCCAUGCAGAUGUAGAUGCCAGCCCCCGCCUGGUGCACUUCUCUGCUCGCCAGGGCCCACACCACUAUGAGCUGAGCUCUGUCCAGGUGGACACCUUCCGAGCCAACCUCUUCUGCACUGACCCAGAGUGUCUGGAUGCCAUGAGAGCCCGAUUUGGUGUGGCCAAUGAGGAGAGAGCUGAGGGAGGCCCACACUUUCGUCUGGAGUGGGCCCCCCGCCCCACAGAACUCCCUGAAGUGGAGUACAGGAGACUGGGGCUGCAGCCAUUGUGGACUGGGGAGCCAGGAGAACGACGGGAAGUGGUGGGCACACCAGGCUUCCUGGAGGAGGUGCUGCGGGUGGCUCUGGAGCAUGGCUUCCGUCUAGACUCUGUCUUUCCUGACCCUGAAGACCUGUUCAACUCCAGAUCUCUGCGCUUUGUCCGGCACUGAGAACUGAGAACUGGGAAUGCUGUCCCCCAGCUGACUGGGAGGUGGGUGGAAGAAGGGGGCAGCAAAGGAGACGAAGGCUCCCCUGAAGCCUCUUCAUAGCUCUGCUAUGGGAGCUGUGAGAGUCAGGGGUCCUGCUGUACCCGACUGAAGCCUAGAAGUGGGCAGGACUCCCCAAACCCAAGCCCACUACGGGCUCGCAAGUUGUACAGAGGCUCUGGACUGGUGCUAGUAAUCUUGGGAGGGGUGGGGAAGGUUCCCCUGGCUUGUUCUUUCCUGAGGCUGGGGCCUCCAGUGUUUCCUUUGUUGAAGUUCAGUAUUCAGGGGUCUGGAAAAGUGGGGACACUUCUCUGCCCAGGCUAAGCCUAGCUAGCAGAACCCUGCAGGGAUACUGAAGUCUGGGAGGAAGUGGGACUUUGCUCUAAUGUGGUCUCCUGGACUGUGACUUCUCCUCCUGGAGCUGGGUGGCCUGGCCUGACCAAUGACAGGCUAAAACACUCUGGAACAUGGGAAGGGAGAGUCUUUGCUGUGUCCCAAGCCAAUACGGAGGGAGACAGAAAGGCUACACCCCACCCUAGGCUGCCAUAAGGUAGCUAGGAGAAUUCCCAUUAACUGUGGGGGGGAGCAUCCCUCUGGAGAUCCAACUGUUUUAAAGGAUCCCAUAUUAAUGGUGGGGCUGGCCAUAGAGAGGAGGGUGGCACCUUCUUGGGUCCUGGCCUUACUUCCUUCAUGUGUGCGUGCGCUCAGUGUGUGUCUGACUGAUGCAGGGGUCUCUGACAUCCUGGCUCCCAUCUGUGUUAUUGGAGACCGUGUCUGUGUGCACGUCUUUCUGUGGUUUCUGCAUGUCCAGGCCUGUUUGGGGUUGCCCAGCAACUGUUUGGGCACCAGAUGUGUCUGUGGUAUGGAUGUGAGUAGACUGAUAAUUAGUAGUUAAUCACAAGGGAUGUGUGUGUGUGUGUGUGUGUGUGUGUGUGUGUGUGUGUGUACACGCAUGAAUGUAUGUUCACAUCACCACAUAUGGGCCUGUUGGGGUUUGAGUCACUAGGAUCUUCCUGGUGAGAGGUAAGAGAAGUCACUAGGCUUAGCCCGGCCUUGGGAGCCUUUAUAGAACUCUUGGUUGCUAAGGCAGCCAUGGGCCUGUUGCUAGGAGAUAGCUGGAGAAGACCCAAGGCUUCCCAGGGCAAAGAUGAAUGGAAGAGUUUGUGAGAGUCAGGGAGGAUAUUGGACGGGAUGGGAUUUCUGAGUCCCUGAGGGGAUGGGAUACUCCUGAACAACUUCACUGGCAGAGUUACUUAUUAUUUAUCACUUACAAAAAGAAAAAUAAAAUUGUUUUUGGA
Messenger RNA from Rhinolophus ferrumequinum (greater horseshoe bat), 3384 nucleotides. RefSeq names its product potassium channel tetramerization domain containing 11 (gene KCTD11). Gene Ontology annotation, biological process: positive regulation of neuron differentiation; protein homooligomerization. The transcript has a single exon. Lineage: Eukaryota; Metazoa; Chordata; Mammalia; Chiroptera; Rhinolophidae. The record is from RefSeq and is a predicted model, not a curated record. The coding region runs from base 1352 to 2050 and encodes 232 amino acids.